GACUUAGGGCCGCAAUGCAUGCUGGUAGUUGGGUAUGUGUUUGCUUCGAAGUGAAAUGGCGGCCGUGAGGUGUUCAUUUUGCUUGGAAGAUGAAUUUACUGGUUUUAACGAUGUUUUCUUUCGCGAGAUGAAAACUUAAUCAUGCUUUUAGGACAGGGCACUCUCUGUCUACAUUUUGUAGAAACGGUGAGGAAAUCGGCGUCGCCGUUGUGAAGAAAAACGAAUUUAAAGCGGCCAAAGGGAUGAGCGCUAUUCGAAGAAAAUAUGCUUCGAAUCUUGUGUUUCUUUUAGUCAAGAGGUGAGUAGCCGUAUUGAAUAACUGUAAGUAAAAUCUUUUGCCUUGCAGCUGUAGAUCUGUAGUUUACCUGUCCUGAUCGCUUAUUAGUUGUAUUUAUAAGCGUUUCUGCAUCGUCUUUUUGUUUGUUGAAAUUGACACAUUGCAAUGAAAAUUUUAUCUGCUGCUCUUUAAAACAUGGCCUCUGUUUUGGCGCGAAAAUGUACUAGCUUCUUGCGCUAAAGUGUAGAUAUUUUUCAAAAACUGCAUUCAGAAAGUACUGUCACUUGAUAUUACUGCUGUUUACUUUGGUUUUGCAUUCCUUUUGGGUCUGUUUUGGUCCCUGUCUUCGCGUAACAAGUAGGUUGUAGGUUGUAAAUAUUAAUAAUAGCACUAAAAUAUAUAUAUUUUUAAGAAAAUAAUAAUUGUCUUAGUCCGUAUUGUCCGUAUAUCGAUAAAGUAGUAUAAAGUUCACAAUAAUUUUAUUGUUGAACAAAAUUUAAAAUUUAGUUAGCUGUUUAAAUUUAAAAAUUAGUUAAGCAUUUAAAGCCACUUUAUAGAGUCUUUAUAGUAAUUUCAUUUUAAACCUAGUCUAAUAUUUCUGGCUCAAAUUUUUAGUUAAUAAAUUUGUAAAUAAGUGAAAUAGUAUAAUUGUAUAUAAAUUUUUAAAUAAAAUAAACUAGAGAGUAUAAAAUGGAAGACAUACCUUGCUCGUCAAAGGAUGCAGACCAAGCAACACAGUAUGCUCAUGCAGAAAAGAGAACAACAUGGUAAACAGUUAUAUGGAGGAAAAAACUGCUGCGUCCCCCAGUGCACCAAUAACAACUUAAGAAACCCCGAACUGUCAUUUUACAAGAUACCGAAAGACUCUACACUGAAGAAGAAAUGGGAAAAACUUUUGCAAACAAAAGGUCUUCUUAAUAUCGGCCCACAUUAUAGAGUUUGUUCUGUUCACUUCUCUGGGGGAAAGAAAACAUACACAACCAAUGUACCCACAAUAUUUGUUCCUAAAAUCACUCGCACACCAAGAAAGAAGCCAAACAGACAGCAGAUUGUUUUGGAGGUUACCACAUCAGACAUGGAGGUUAUCACACCAAACAUGGAGGUUACCACAUCAGACAUGGAGGUUACCACAUCAAACAUGGAGGUUACCACAUCAGACAUGGAAGUUACCACAUCAAACAUGGAGGUUACCACAUCAGUCAUGGAAGUGAACACAGUCCCUGGAACAAUAAUAUAUGACAAUGAGCCGACAGAAGACCCAGUGGAAGAUACUGAUGCUGCCAAACUUGAAGCUCUUCAAUCAAAAUACAAUUCUCUGGAAAAGAAAUAUGAAGAUGAUGUGAAAGCAGCAGGAAAAUGUUUAUUUCGAUUGGAAAGAUUUAUUGGUAGUGCAAGUGACUUUAGGUUUUAUACUGGAUUCCCUGAUUAUGCUACAUUUAAAGUGUUCUUCAAUUACCUCUCACCAGCAUGUAAUAAUCUUAUCUACUAUGGAUCUACAACAGGUGUUAUAAGCUCAGCAAACCAGAAGAAGCAUGGUAGACAAAGGUCAACAUCUCCAGAGCAAGAAUUAUUUAUGGUGCUAGCUAGAAUGCGCUGCGGCUUCCUCUUGCAAGAUUUGGCACACCGAUAUGGCAUGUCAUUUCAGCAUUGCUCACGAAUUUGGAUAACAUGGAUAACCUUUCUUGACAAGCAACUCCGUACUCUUCCCAUUUGGCCCACCCGAAAGUUCAUUGAUGACCAUAUGCCAGCUUGUUUUAAGCAAAGUUUUCCACAAACGAGGGUGAUCAUUGACUGCACUGAGCUUUUAAUCGAGAUGCCAUCUUCCUGCCGGAGUCAGUCAGCAACAUUUUCUACCUGUAAAUGGUGUAAAUGGUGGCAGCGACCUCAAAUCUUUUGUCCAUCUCUUUUCUGCAUGAGCAUACUGUGUUGCUUGGUCUGCAUCCUUUGACGAGCAAGGUAUGUCUUCCAUUUUAUACUCUCUAGUUUAUUUUAUUUAAAAAUUUAUAUACAAUUAUACUAUUUCACUUAUUUACAAAUUUAUUAACUAAAAAUUUGAGCCAGAAAUAUUAGACUAGGUUUAAAAUGAAAUUACUAUAAAGACUCUAUAAAGUGGCUUUAAAUGCUUAACUAAUUUUUGAAUUUAAACAGCUAACUAAAUUUUAAAUUUUGUUCAACAAUAAAAUUAUUGUGAACUUUAUACUACUUUAUCGAUAUACGGACAAUACGGACUAAGACAAUUAUUAUUUUCUUAAAAAUAUAUAUAUUUUAGUGCUAUUAUUAAUAUUUACAACCUACAACCUACUUGUUACGCGAAGACAGGGACCAAAACAGACCCAAAAGGAAUGCAAAACCAAAGUAAACAGCAGUAAUAUCAAGUGACAGUACUUUCUGAAUGCAGUUUUUGAAAAAUAUCUACACUUUAGCGCAAGAAGCUAGUACAUUUUCGCGCCAAAACAGAGGCCAUGUUUUAAAGAGCAGCAGAUAAAAUUUUCAUCGCAAUGUGUCAAUUUCAACAAACAAAAAGACGAUGCAGAAACGCUUAUAAAUACAACUAAUAAGCGAUCAGGACAGGUAAACUACAGAUCUACAGCUGCAAGGCAAAAGAUUUUACUUACAGUUAUUCAAUACGGCUACUCACCUCUUGACUAAAAGAAACACAAGAUUCGAAGCAUAUUUUCUUCGAAUAGCGCUCAUCCCUUUGGCCGCUUUAAAUUCGUUUUUCUUCACAACGGCGACUCCGAUUUCCUCACCGUUUCUACAAAAUGUAGACAGAGAGUGCCCUGUCCUAAAAGCAUGAUUAAGUUUUCAUCUCGCGAAAGAAAACGUCGUUAAAACCAGUAAAUUCAUCUUCCAAGCAAAAUGGACACCUCACGGCCGCCAUUUCACUUCGAAGCAAACACAUACCCAACUACCAGCAUGCAUUGCGGCCCUAAGUCCUAAAAGGUGAAAGGCCCAUUAUAACGUCAUGUCAUCUGUUACUUAGAAUGCGAUUUAGAAUCCUAGUAAUAAUACUAUAUAAUGUACAUGUUUUUAUACAGUAUAUGAUAGUAAGGGUUUUUUCUUUCAAAUUCAAAGAUUCAGAUGUAGCAGAAGGGAAAACUGAUUCUGAGGAUUUUCUAACCAUUCAAGAAUCCGAGCCCACUGCAGGUAAAAUUUUAUAUAUCUAUUUAUUUGAUCGCUUUUCUACCGGCCUUAAAGUAUUGCAAGCUGCUACGGCUAGCCUCAAGAAUUUGUUUAUUAAUUUUAUCGCUAGCGAAUUCUAUACAACAGUUACCAGUUUGAGCCCAACUGCUAUCACGAAUCUGAAAACUCGUGGCCUAACAAUGAAAUGUUACAACUGUUAUUCACCUUGAGGAAUAAAAUAUUUGUAUUUUUAGGGGUUAAAUUUUUAUAAAUUUUAUUUUUUAGCGGAGUGGGUUGAGUCGGUGGUUACGAAGGCCUGCGAGCCAAGUAGAACAGAAACAUUGCCGAAUGAAGGUUUUCUUCGUCUUGAAAAAUACAUCAAGGAAUUUCCAGCUUUGUACGUGUAUACUCAUCCGGUAUCAAGUAAGGAACCUUUAACCAAAAACGUUCGCAAAUCCAUGACAACAAAUGUUAAAACGUCAGCUUACAAGAGCCUGCUGAAUCUGAAGAUUAAUAAGUUUACCAAAAAUGAUGGCCAAUUUGUAAAUGGCGAUCAACAAAUUUUCAACUUUGCAAAAGAUGAGAUAUUUAAACAUGCUUCAACUAAAAAGCCAGCGAGGGUGAAUAAGCUUUUAGCUACUUGCAUGGAUUCCGUUGGGCAAAUUGCAUGUGGAGAAAUUCGAGGGACAUGUUUCUUGGUGACAGACAUGCUGGUGAUAACCAACCAUCACGUUUUUACGAUGAUCAACGCGGAAAGGGUUGAAAAGCAAGAUCCCAACUUGCCCAUCACAGUUUUAUUUGAUUACUUGUGCUCAGAACGAAGAGAACAUGUUGUCACAGUUGAGAUUGAUGAAGAAAAGGAUCCCCAGCUUGAGAACUCACACUUGGAUUAUAAAUUUUUACGUUUGAAAGAAAGUGAAAGUCUGAGGAAUCGUGUUCCUCUUGGUCCGAUUGUUCGAAACCGUUCACUGCACGAAGGUCGAAUUAUUAUCGUGGGUUAUCCAGGCGGUGAUGUAAUGCAUGACGAAACAUGCGUUGUUGUUAGCAAUCCCUCGUGGCAUGGGAAACUGCAGCAGAGACAUGAACUUUGUGUUGGUGUGCACAUGACUAGAUUAAAAAUAGCGGAGACGACCGAAAAAUAUGCAAGAUGUCUUCCGUACGACACAGGUCUAUUUUCUGGUGCUAGUGGUUCACCUGUUUUUGAUCUGAAUGGAAACAUCGUUGCGAUGCACACACAGGGAUAUACACUAAACGUUGAGGGGGGGAAAUGUUCCUUGAUGGAGUUUGGUGUCCAGUUCAAUGCAAUUUAUGAAGACCUGAGAAGACG
Molecule: messenger RNA, 4727 nt
Organism: Paramuricea clavata
Lineage: Eukaryota; Metazoa; Cnidaria; Anthozoa; Malacalcyonacea; Plexauridae
Source: the annotation of a GenBank genome assembly